Messenger RNA from Octopus sinensis (East Asian common octopus), 3327 nucleotides. Its product is annotated as tetraspanin-33. Bases 372 to 1124 code for a protein of 250 amino acids. The record is from RefSeq and is a predicted model, not a curated record. The transcript is spliced from 9 exons. Gene Ontology annotation, cellular component: membrane. NCBI's taxonomy places the organism in Eukaryota, Metazoa, Mollusca, Cephalopoda, Octopoda, Octopodidae.
GCUGUGGCUUCUUCACUAGCUUCGUUCCACACCCUCAGAUCGAUAUCAGGUUUUCGUGCCAUUCUCUGCGUUCUGUCUUUCACGCUCUCCACCACCUGCUCUCUCUCUCUCUCUUACUGACUCUCUCAUUCAUUCAUUCGUUUUUGCUCACUCUCUCUCUUUCUGAUGUUUUUACAUUAUGGUCGAUUACUGCCGAAUUACUGCAACGAAAACCUGGUUAAUUCUCAAAAUGUCUUCUCAUUUACUACUGAGGAUAUCUCUCUUGGACAUAGCUUCUAUGCACAGGAAAGAUGGUUGUACUCCAGUUUAAAGAGUAAAAGAUCACUUAAUAGAUGUUACCAAUGUAAAGUGGUGAAAAAUACGAAGGCAAAAUGUUGGCAAAAUAUGCAUUAUUUGUGAACAGCAUUUUGGUGCUUGUUCUGGGUUGUGUCAUGGUGGCCAUGAGUAUGGUAACCCGUUUGCAGCGUGAAGAAAUCAGUCUGUUUGAGUCGAUCGAUAUGGAUCCUGUAUACUUUGUAUUAGGAAUGGGUGCUUUUGUUGUAUUUAUUAGUCUUCUUGGCUGCCUUGGAGCUUUAAGGGAAAGUGUUUGGACUCUUCAUUUUUUCUGUAUUUGUGUGAUGAUGAUAUUCUUGCUAGAAAUUGUCACCUUUGUCUUUGCCCUCACACUAAUGUCAAACAUCCAAGGAAAUAUAACUCACAGUAUCAGCAAAGGUAUCAAACAAUAUGGAUUGAAUCAGAAAAAAGAUGCUGUACUCGAUGACCUUCAACAAAAGUAUAGUUGUUGUGGUACUAAGACAUAUGAAGAUUGGAAUUUUAAUCCAUUCUUCAACUGCAGUGCCCAUGGACAUCUUACAUGCAAGGUACCAGAUUCUUGCUGCCACCCACCAGUCAUUACUCGAUGUGGAUUACUAUGGAAUUUGCCACGAACAAGUCACAGUAAUCCAAACAAACGCAUUUUCAUACAAGGUUGUGUUCCCGUUUUGAUGAAUAUCUUCAAAAUGAAUGCAGUCAUAAUUGGUUUGUCCAUGUUAGUAAUAGCACUGUUGGAGAUUGUAUCAGUUGUACUAGCCUAUCUGACCAUCAAAGAUGUUGAGUCAAUAUUUCCUCCACAAAAUGCAAAAUGAAUUUGAAUCAAAUGGAACAUUCAUUGUUUUGCCAUAUUUUCAAUUUAAUCAGCUCUAUGAUUAAUUUUUUUUAGGUCAUUGAAAUUUUUCUCUUUCUUUUUUAUUAAAAUUCAUUCUUUGACCACAUAUUUAUCAGUUCAUAGAUAUUUAAUAAAUCCUCUUGCGAUGAUCCUUAAAAGUAUGUCUUUUGUCUGCAAUGGGAUACAAUUGCCAAUGAACAAUCAUUUUAGCUGGGAAUUAGGGCUAACAAUAAUUUUUGUUACGGCAAUAAUUAAUUUUUCUUUACUUCAAUUCUCUACUCAAACCAUCACUGUUGAUAAAACAAAGGGCAUUUUUUAAUUAAUCAGUCUUUAAUUAUUAAUUGCUCUUUUUUAAUCUACAUCUGAAAUUUAUAAAAGAAACAAGAACAACAACAAAUAUUUGCAGUGAAACUAAUUAGAAUUUAGCACAGCUGAGAAGUCAUCACAGAAUUUUAGUAAGCCUGCCUAUGAAAGGGAACCUUGUGUGUAGUCCCUUUUAAUGUAGACAAACUGCUGUCCUGGCAAUAAUUUUGCAGUUUCUUUUUUCUUUGUAGAGCUGGAUAAAUUCUCUAGUUUAGCUUUAUUCUUCAUGACUGGUAAAAUAUAGAGUCCAGAAAACAUGAACCCAGCAAUCUCAGCUACUGACUAUAGCACUCUACCACUGAAUUACUCUUCAUAAACAGGAUCCAGUAAGGAUAUAAGUCAAAGGUUAUGAUGCCAUUAAAUGCUCAUAUAAAAUAAUAUGUUCAUGUGAAUAGCUAUAAGCUAUUUAAAUAUGAGUUGAUGUGGCCUGUAGAAAAGAGUAGGUGAAUAGCUUUUGCAAUAUUAAAUAAAUGAAUAGAAAGCAACAUAUGCUUUUGUGUUUGUAUAUACGUGUAUGCAGACUCUUACUGUUAAGUAUAAACACUGGGUGUGCAUAUGUGUAUUAUGUGUGUGUGUGUGUAGGGCAAAUAUUUUAUGAGAUAUGACAAGAGUUAGCCCCGUAUUAAAUGGUGCCUUAAAUAUAGUGAAAGAAACUGAAGAUCUCAUGGAUUUAUUUUUAAAUGCUUUUGCUAUUUGAAUUUGGCAAACUUUAAUUAAAUAGUAUGUACAUGUCACUGCAAAUAUUUGUCUGUACUGAACUCCUGGGUUUUGAAUCAGGAAUCCCCAUCUCACUGAUGGCAUUGUGUAAUGUUGCUGGAUCAGGUAUGAUGAGUUCUAUUUGGUCUGUAGCCAAGAUAUUCUCAGAUAUAUUCAUGUGUUGUCUUUUGAAUAAUUGAUACCAGCAAUAAUAAAUGAAGAAUUAUUUACAAAACAUACCAGGCUUAUGUAAGAGAAGUGUAGACAAUGAUUUAAAAUGCAAAUGAAAGGUAUUGACAUUUAAAUGAAAUAUCUUAUCUAAUGUAACAAAGACAAAAUGUCUAGCUCUUACUUGUGAAUAGUUAUAUGUAUUACAUUAAUUCGUAACCAUAACCAAAUCUAACAACUGUUUUAAUGAAAAAACUAGCAAUUUAAUUGAAGCAACUUGAGUCUUUACUGAACAAUGCUUUUGUAUUUCUCGGUACUUUCCAAAGUAGUUCUAAAUGAAAAUCUUCUUUGGCACAUGCUGUUCAUUGAUUAAUAAAAUAGAUCAAAUCGCAUGUUUAUCCUAGGUGCAAAUAAUUUUGAGGCAAUAAUGCAGUUCCUUUAAAAUCAUUUGAAAUUGCAGCUAAAAUAUUUAUCGAGAAACACUCCUUGAAUACAUUGUUUAGAGAAUUGGUAUGUGUAGAGUUAAUUAUUUCUAAUGUAAACAUGAUGACUUUACUUUUGAUCUGAGUUAGUAAACUAUUUGGUAAGUUUUAUAGAAUAAUAAAAAGUUUCCCUAAGGUGACUAAUCUUUUUUCUUGUGAAAUGUGCUUUUUUAAUAUUUAUAAAUCUCUUUUCUUUUGUUGGCCUGGGUUGAAUAGUUCUGCAAAUGCAAAGAUUCAUAUGAUUUGCUGUGAAUCUGGGUGUUUUAUAACAAGAUGACUAUCCCAAUGCAAUUCAAUAAGCCUUCAAAACGAGGAAAAAAAAAAGAGUGAUAUCUCUUUCCUUGUGCUCCCAUUAAGUAAACUGAAAGUUGUCAGUUUGAAGCUAAAAAACGUCCAGAUUAUUUUUAUUCAUUUUGAAAUAUAGUAAAAGUUGAUGUAAAAAACACUUCUAUAAAAAAUAAAAUGUAGCAUAAA